AAAUCUCACCUCUCUCUUCCCCGGUCUGCCAUUCCAUCUCUCUUCUCCAUUGAAUUCAGCGGCGAUUUCCCCACGGGGCUUUUCUUCGCUCAACGACGUUUCUGGAUUUCUAGGGGUUUGGGCUUCAAUUCCUCGUUUCAUGCCGUCUAACUGAAAGAGAAGUCUUUACAGUCUCAUUGUUGAAAUCCUCGAGUUUGGUGACUUUGGUCGUAGGAGCAAGGCUUGGUUAUACAACUGCAGUUUCAAUAGCAGUUAUGGCGCUCAGAUCUGUAAGCAGAAGGUUUGGAACCAGAUUAAUGGCUCGACAAUCUUCUGUUGCUUUGCUUCAUUCUCAUGCCACUAGCUUCGGGUUUAAAGAAGUACGGGAAGAAGAGAAAAGUAAGUUAGUUGGUAAUGUCUUCACUAGUGUCGCUUCAAGCUAUGACGUGAUGAAUGAUCUGAUGAGCGGCGGUCUGCACAGGCUAUGGAAGGAUAGACUCGUCGGGAAGCUGAAUCCAUUUCCAGGGAUGAAACAUCUUGAUGUGGCUGGUGGAACAGGGGAUGUUGCCUUCAGGAUCUUUGAUGCUGUAAAUAGUGUCAAAAGAAGAGAAUUGCUGAAAAUUGAUGAGGCUUCACUUGAAGAAACUCAGAUAUAUGUAUGUGACAUUAACCCCAAAAUGUUAGAUGUCGGGAAACAACGAGCUACUGAGAGAGGUCUGGGACAAAACAAAUCUCUCAUCUGGGUGGAAGGUGAUGCAGAAGCUUUGAGUUUUGAUGACAAUUCAAUGGAUGGAUACACAAUUGCGUUUGGGAUUAGGAACGUCACUCACAUUGAGAAAGCUCUUUCCGAGGCCUAUAGAGUGCUAAAGCGAGGAGGAAGGUUCCUCUGCCUUGAGCUCAGCCACGUAGAAAUCCCGAUUCUUAAAGAUAUAUACGAUUUUUACUCUUUCCAAAUCAUACCAAACGUAGGAGAACUUGUGGCCGGUGACAGGGAAUCUUAUCAGUACUUGGUCGAGAGUAUUCGCCGGUUUCCCCCUCAGGAGAAAUUCGGGUCGAUGAUAGCAGAAGCUGGGUUUGAGAAGGUGGAGUAUGAAAACCUGGUUGGUGGAGUUGUCGCCAUUCAUUCUGGUCUCAAGCUCUAACCAAAGCCUAUCUUCUUCUUCCUUUGCUUCUGUUUUGUCUUUGUUUCAUUUCAUUGCAUGCUUCUAACUCUGCCGCCUGUAGAAUUUAAUUAUUCAUUACUACAAAAAACAAUAAUAAUAGUAAUGGUCUUACCUAGACUUAUUUAGUGAAUAUACUAUAAUCUAAAUGUAAAGUUAAAUUUGUUAUUC
Molecule: messenger RNA, 1310 nt
Organism: Tarenaya hassleriana
Lineage: Eukaryota; Viridiplantae; Streptophyta; Magnoliopsida; Brassicales; Cleomaceae
Product: 2-methoxy-6-polyprenyl-1,4-benzoquinol methylase, mitochondrial
Exons: 9
Coding region: 255-1121 (288 amino acids)
Biological process (GO): ubiquinone biosynthetic process
Cellular component (GO): mitochondrion
Molecular function (GO): methyltransferase activity
Source: RefSeq, a predicted model, not a curated record